GCUCCUCAACCAAACACUACCUUAGCGUCUUCGAAUUCUCCGAGGCACCGCGAAACAUUAUCCAGUGCAGAGCGUACAUAUUCCGCUGCGUCUAGCGAGGUAGCAGACAUCGACGACGACGACAGGACAGGCUAUACUUUUACCACAUCUGCUGGGUUCUUGAUCGAGCUACGGCGGCCUAUACGGAUGAACAAGAAGAAGCGGCGGCGGCGGCGGCAGCAGCAGGGUGGGAGGCCUGUGCUGGUGACGUUCUACGUGACACAGCCAAGGGACCGCGGCGGCUCCACGGCGUCGUCGUCGUCGCAUCACCACCACCACAACAGGCAGGAGCGUCACGAUGACCACCACCGUCGCUCGCAUGGCGGUAGUGGUGGUCGUCCUGGCAUGCAGCGGCGGCGACGGAACGACGGCAAAGCCCAGAGCGGUGACCGGCGGGCGGACCUGCUCGAGUACUCGCGGCAGCUGAGGGCGUUGGCGCGGCAGACGGCGUCGGCGACCACGCCUGUAAGCUCCAUACCACCGCCGCCGCCGCCGCGUUGUCGGGACACGGACACAAUCAUGGCCGCUGUUGGUGUUCAUAGCGAAGAGCAGCAGGGAGCUCCAGCUGUGAAUCAUCGGCUGGGGCGCGCGAUGAGCCAGCAGCAGCAGGUCCGCCCGCGUUGCUUCGGUGGUGACGGCUGGAGCUGGAAGAAGGUGCUCGUGCUCGUCCUCCCUUCCCACAGCGAGAGCAGGCGUCCAAGAAGGAGCAACCGUGAUGACAGCGAAAAGAACGUCAAGAUCAAUCAGACGGGCCGGGCGGCUGCGUCGUCGUUGCUGGUCGGCAAGCUGACGCAGGUUUGCAAGGGCAGACGAGACCGUAGCGGGUUACUGAAGCCGCUCAUGUCCUUGUUUCAGAAGCGGCCACGAUAGAUUGUCGAAGAGGUGUACUGUGGCGAGCGCGGCGAGCGAGCCUUCUAGACACCAUGGAUUCUUGAGCACAAACAUGAUAUCAACAUGAGAAUUAAUAAGGUUCCAGGGGCGUCCCGUCGUUUUAGGAGACCCUGUGCAAAACAUAAAAAAAAUAUGGAGUAACUUUAAUUUGUGUAUAUAUGUACACAUGAUAUAAUGAAAAUUAAAUAUUGUAUCGAUUAUGUAAUCUUUAUUUAGAACGCAUUAUUUUUUUGGUGUUCUUUAAAAUAAAAUCGUCGAUGAUAUUUUUAUA
Zea mays is the source of this 1201-nucleotide messenger RNA. RefSeq lists its product as uncharacterized. The transcript has 3 exons. The record is from RefSeq and is a predicted model, not a curated record. Bases 187 to 909 code for a protein of 240 amino acids. NCBI's taxonomy places the organism in Eukaryota, Viridiplantae, Streptophyta, Magnoliopsida, Poales, Poaceae.